UCACUUGCUCAUUUUAUGGGUUGAAGUGUCAGAGGAGUAUCUGAUAGCGACUAUUAGCGAGUGGUAAUUCGUAAUUGAUUUUAUCAUGGGACUGCUUUCAAGACUAAAAAAAGCGGCUGGUUUGGAGUGUGUACGCGAUCCCGGUGUACAAACUAAAGACUCCCGCAACAGCUCAGAGAACCGUCACCCUGAUCACCCUGAUGCUGUUGACACUGAUGGAGGGAGAAAUGAGAAGAAGACCAAGAACUUCUGGAAGUGGCCCGCUCUUCACGUUCCUUGCUGCAGAGCUGGAACAUAUGACCUGGUCAAAACUGAGAAGAAAUGCGGGAUAGAGGCGGAAAUAAAUCGGAGAUAUAGCAAUGCUCCAGCUCUUGAAGUCCUCCCCGCUGUUGAGGAACAGCAGAAACAGGAUGUCCUGGACAAGGGCCAGAGUGUACACGAACCCUCUGUACUUUCCCCCAUCAUGGCAGAGAACCGUCAACCUAAUCCACCUGAUGAGGCUCCUGCUGGAGCUGCUGAGACUGAUGGAGAGAGAACGGAGAAGAAGAAGAAGAGCUUCUGGAAGUGGCCCACUCUUCACUUUCCUUGCUGCAGUGCUGGAACAUAUGACCUGGUCAAAAUUGAGAAGAAAUGCGGGAUAGAGGCGGAAAAAUAUCAGGGACAUAGCGAUGCUCCAGCUGAAGACCUACUCUCAAGGUCAGACAGCCAUCAUCCUAAUUCACCUGAUGAGGAGCCUGCUGGAGCUGCUGAGACUGAUGGAGAGAGAACGGAGGAAGUCCUCCUCACUGCUGAGGAACGGCUUGUGCAGGACAUCCUGGACAAGGGCCACUUUUGCAAGUAUACAGUCGGCUGCAAGUUGGGUGAAGGAGGAUGUGGUAGUGUUUAUGAAGGGACUCGCUGCAAGGAUGGACUUCAGGUGGCAGUGAAAUGUUCAAGCAAGACGCCAAACAUGCCAUCUAUCAAAGUGCCUGGUCAUCCCAAACGCCUUCCCAUUGAGAUUGGCCUGUUGCUCAUGGCCAAUAAGGGCCCCAGCGUUCCUCAGAUCAUUCAGCUGCUUGACUGGGAGGAUGACGCAGACCACUACGUGAUGGUCAUGGAGCGCCCCAUUCCUUGCGUGGACUUGUUUAGUUUUGUGGAGAACCAUGGAGGAAGCCUUGAUGAGGGGACGGCACGAAAUAUUAUGCGGCAGGUCACUGAUGCCGCUAAAACUUGCUGUAAGCGUGGCAUCUUCCAUCGUGAUUUCAAACUGGAGAACCUUCUGGUGAAUGAGGACACCAUGGAAGUCAAAUUAAUUGACUUCGGGUGCGGUGCGCUCAUGAAGAAAUCUGCCUUCAAAGUCUUCCAUGGCACAAGAGUGUACUGUCCUCCCGAGUUCUACAUGAAGGGCAGGUACCACGCAAAACCAACGACAGUGUGGACUCUAGGGUUCAUCCUGUAUGAAAUGCUGUGUGGAGAAGCUCCUACAUCCUACGACCGAAGCAUGAUCACUGUGAAGCUCUGGACCAGACCCGGCUUGUCAAAAGAAUGCUGCCAGAUGAUUUGCGAUUGUCUGCAGCCCAAGCCAGGGAAGAGACUCAGUCUGGACAAGAUGCAUCUCCAUGACUGGUUUAAGGUACAGAGUCUAAGAUUAGCUAAGCUUUUUCUUGGUUUAGUUUGAUCUUCGGUCAUCGUGAACUUUUAGUACAUUUUUUCCUAAAUGUAAUGAAUUUAGACAAAUAAUGCUGAUUUAUCUUUUUGUUUCAGGUCACGGAGUAAGACACAAAGAACCUCAGAA
This is a messenger RNA of Carassius auratus (goldfish), 1774 nucleotides long. Its product is annotated as serine/threonine-protein kinase pim-2-like. The transcript is spliced from 9 exons. Lineage: Eukaryota; Metazoa; Chordata; Actinopteri; Cypriniformes; Cyprinidae. The record is from RefSeq and is a predicted model, not a curated record. Gene Ontology annotation, molecular function: protein serine/threonine kinase activity; ATP binding. Bases 86 to 1657 code for a protein of 523 amino acids. Gene Ontology annotation, biological process: negative regulation of apoptotic process; protein autophosphorylation; regulation of mitotic cell cycle. Gene Ontology annotation, cellular component: cytoplasm.